AUGUUAAUGGCCAAUCUAAUGUAAUGAAAGCUGUAACAGGGGCAUUGAAAGAUGCUACUGAUCAUGCAAAGCAGACUGUCAAUGUAGAGGCUAAAUUUCCAAAUGCACAAGCUGAAAGGGAGCAGGGAUUUGAGCAGGGUACUCUGGCACAGGUAAAUACUGUUGUGCCUGUUACACCUAUGGGGAAAGCAGUAGUAAAAGGUGCUGAAGGUUUUGAUCAAUUCAGGACUGCUGCAAAGUUGAAAAAACAUGUUGAUAUUGAUGUUGUAAAUGGUGCAGCUGCUGUCCCUGCUGCUACAGCAUUGGCAAUACAUAAGUCUGUGACUGCAGAUAAUGCUAUAUUGUCCAGUGAUCCUGUGCCUGAUCGUGCUGCAAUAGGGGUUACUAAAGGACCAGGGGAUAGGCAAAGAUUUGAUGAAGUUGGGCAUCGAACACCUAGUGCACAUGUGCUUACUACUGGUGUUAUAACACCAUUAGUAGCAGCUUUUGAUCAUGAGCAAGUUUUAACUCCAACAGGUAUGGCAUCAGCUCAUGGUGGUUCUCUGCAGCAGGAUAUCCAAAAAGCAACUUUUGUUGCUACUAGUGUAAUGGCUAGUAGAAAUACAGCAGCAAAUGGAUCUGCUAACGUUGGUGCAACAGCUAUGCAGGCAAAUGCUACUGCUGAUGUUGUAUUAGAUAUUACAGGCUUUAAACGUGAGGCAACACCAAGAACCAGCCAUCCAAAAAUACCACAAAGUGUACAACAAAAGCAGAAAUUAGAAGUUUCAGAUGCUCCAGUAAAUGGCUCAAAUCGAAUGAUGCCAAGGAGUAAAGCCUGGGUAGAUCGAGCUGAGUAUGAAGAAGAGGAACAUUGGGAAAAUGGUGUGGAUGAUGAGCUUGAUGACUCCAUUGAACAACAAUCUGGGAAGCAGCAGCGACGCAGUCAAGAAGCUUCUUAUGCUCAUAAUCAUUCUCCUGGAAUGCAACAACAACGUGCACGCACUCAAUGUGAUGCACUACUUCAUCCAAAUGCAGGACAACAACAACAUUUUCCUACUAGCUUCAUGACUGGACAGCAGAAGCAGACUACAGGCAGUCUACAGAUUGAAACGAGCACAGUGGUUACUAGCUCGAAGGCAAAGGCAGCAAACAAGAAAUCUGGAAGGCAGAAGCAGCAAAUUGUGAAGACUCCUACUGCUAUUUGUGAUCGACAUAAAGAAGCACCAAAUCCGGGACAACAACAGCUAAUUGAAAACAGUCCACAGUCAGUAAUUCAGGUGCCAAAAGAUGGACAGCAACACAAGGAUAGAGUUUGGCUCGACGCGAUGCAGCAACGAAAUGGCACAAAUGUACCUGAAGCCAACUCGAUUGUAGUGCUAGACGCAAAUCAAUCUGGGCAGCAACAGCUUGAUCCAAACAAUUCACCUAUUAUACAUACUUAUGGUCGAAAAGCAACAACAAUGUCCAAAUUGGCCUUGAUAGUCCUAUAGGUCAUCGACAAGUCACAUCACCAACAUCUGGACAGAAGCAAAUUGCUACAACUAGUCAAGUUAUGUCAGACGAUGAGAGAAUUUAUUUGGAAUCACUGCUGAGUGUCAAUGCUCCACAAUCUGUGAAUUUGGGGAUAAACUUGAAUUUAGCAAAAGAGGACGAUCCAAUUUUUGCACUGUGUAGGCAACAGGAUUUAUCACCCUCGCUCAUCGGACCAAAUCACAACAUUCGUACAAGAGAUAAAAGCUGGGAAGGCAAGGUGAGUGACGGAGGAAUUGUUAGGCGACCUCCAAUGAGAGUUGCCAAACAAAAGCAGGCUGCCCCAACUACUUCUACAAGGUCCAACCGUUUAAAAAGGAAAUGAUGAUUUUUGAAUACAUUUUGCACACAGUUGAGGGAAUCGACAAAGAAUUACAAAUUGAAGAUUUUACAAGUUUGGAAAAGAAGGGACAAGAAUCAAAUGGGUACUACAUUUUAUUUUACCACUUUCUUAGUAUCCUCAUCUGUAAUAUCAUCACAGAGUAUGUUAUAAACUCUGUGAUGAUCAUAGAAUAUUUGGUCCUUUCAAGUUCAUAUUUUUUACAUGCUUCGCGAGGCUAUUGUAUGCCUCAAUAGGAUUAGUAAGGCAAGGUUUAGCCCGGUUUGUGUUGCCUUGGUCCUAUGCCUUUGGAAAUUAUC
Molecule: messenger RNA, 2148 nt
Organism: Nicotiana tabacum (common tobacco)
Lineage: Eukaryota; Viridiplantae; Streptophyta; Magnoliopsida; Solanales; Solanaceae
Source: RefSeq, a predicted model, not a curated record